This is a messenger RNA of Octopus sinensis (East Asian common octopus), 1647 nucleotides long. RefSeq names its product eukaryotic translation initiation factor 3 subunit E. NCBI's taxonomy places the organism in Eukaryota, Metazoa, Mollusca, Cephalopoda, Octopoda, Octopodidae. Gene Ontology annotation, biological process: translational initiation. Gene Ontology annotation, molecular function: translation initiation factor activity. Gene Ontology annotation, cellular component: nucleus; cytoplasm; eukaryotic translation initiation factor 3 complex. The record is from RefSeq and is a predicted model, not a curated record. The transcript is spliced from 2 exons. The coding region runs from base 317 to 1639 and encodes 440 amino acids.
UAACCUUACAAGAAGCGCUUGACUUCUCUCAUGUCAUCGUGUCACGUCUUGGAAAAGUUUAACGAGUUUCAUCUUGAAAUAUCUCCCGGAUUUACUUAUUUAGCGAGGAAACCAUUUGGCUCGGAAGUUAUUUUGUAAAAGGACGAAUAUUUUUAAAGAAAAAGACGGAACAUUUAAAAAGUUUUAGGAUUGUGUGAGGCCAAGGUUUUCGUUUGUACUUUGAAAAUCUUUUGUUCUUCCCCCUCCAAUGUGAUUGUAGUUUCUUCAUCCUUAUUUGAUCAAACAAACAAAGCAUUUAAUAAUAAACAACAGCACCAUGGCACUGUUUGAUUUAACUAACCGUUUGUCGCAGUAUUUCGACCGGCAUCUCAUCUUACCGUUCAUGGAAUUCCUGUCCGACAACAACGUGUACGACAAUAAAGAAUUAAUUCGAGGGAAACUAGAAAUUAUCAGUAAAACUAAGAUGGCCCGUUAUGCCAUAACCCUUCAUCACGAUCUCUACCCGUUGCAAGACAUCCCCAAAAGUUACCACGAGAACUUAAAUCGUGUCUUGGCCGAAGAUAAAAAACUCAAGGAACGGGUCGAGAAAAUCGCUGAAGUAAUGAACGAUCCUGAAGUUAUGAAGACCAUCAGUAAUUUCAGAGAUGGAAGCCAGUUGUACGAAUAUCUCACCACUCGUCAUGAUAUCAGUAAAAAUAUUACAGAAGACAUGUACAACUACGCCAAGUUCCAGUUCGAAUGCGGUAACUACGAAUUCACCAGCCAAUAUCUCUAUUUCGUGCGUAUUCUCCUACCAACCAACGACAAAUUCUACCUCAACACAUUAUGGGGUAUCCUGGCAUCAGAAAUACUUCUGCAGAACUUCGAUGCCGCCCUGGAGGAAUUAAACAGGUUGAGGGAAUAUAUCGACACCAAUGCAGCUUUUUGGCCUGCUUUGCAGACCUUACAGCAGAGAACCUGGUUCGUUCACUGGUCCUUGUUUGUGUUUUUUAACAAUUUGGAUGGCCUUGAUCUUCUCGUAGAUUUAUUUCUUUAUCAACCUCCAUACCUGAAUACAAUCCAAACUGUUUGUCCUCACAUCCUUCGAUACCUGACCACAGCUGUUAUUAUCAACAAGAGUCGCCGGAGAUCGGUUCUCAAGGAUUUGGUGAAAGUCAUUCAACAAGAGAGCUAUUCUUACAGAGACCCCAUCACUGAGUUCGUUGAAUGUCUCUAUGUCAACUUUGAUUUUGAUGGUGCCCAGCAAAAACUACGGGAAUGCGAAGCCGUCUUCUGUUACGAUUUCUUCUUGAGCAAUCUCGUAAACGAGUUCAUUGAGAACGCCCGUCUCCUCAUCUUUGAGAUUUUCUGUCGGAUCCACGAAUGCAUCAGCAUCAACAUGCUGUCGCAGAAGCUGAACAUGACACCCGAUGCUGCCGAGCAGUGGAUUGUCAAUUUGAUCAGACAUGCCCGACUCGAUGCUAAAAUAGACUCAAAGCUAGGUCACGUUGUCAUGGGAACAAAAGCCAUUUCCCCUUAUCAGCAAGUAAUCCAGAAAACCAAAGACUUGCACUCUCGUUCCCACUUCCUUGCACUAAAUAUACAUAAGAAACUAGGAUUGAAAUUCCCUGAAUCUGGCACUCAGUGGGGACAGGAUUAAUAUAAAAA